Molecule: messenger RNA, 2589 nt
Organism: Blepharisma stoltei
Lineage: Eukaryota; Ciliophora; Heterotrichea; Heterotrichida; Blepharismidae
Source: the annotation of a GenBank genome assembly
AUGGAAAGCAGUUUAAAAGUUGCAACAACGUACGCAUGGGGAAAAAAUAAAGACGGAGAAUUAUCUCAAGGAUCUUCAAAAGACGUGCUAUUACCUACACCCUGCAAAGGAAUUAAAAACAAGAAUCUAAUCAUGGUCAUAUCAGGAGGUCAACAUUCUGCAGCCAUUGACAGCACAGGCAAACUUUAUACAUGCGGCUCUUAUCUUCACGGAAAACUGGGCAUUGAAGAUUUAACAACAGUGUCAGUCCUUUCGUUUACUCCUGUGACAGCAUUAAAAGAUAAAGUUGUAACUCAUCCCUUUGUAAGAUAGCAUUAUAUUGCCAAAAAUUCGAUUUUUUGGGGAAAUUAUAGCAACAAUUUUUUUUUGAUAAUUCAAAGUUUAUUCAAUUUAAUGCUUAUUUAAUUAAGGGAUAAAUUUUAAUAACAAUUCCGUUUCGAAUCAUUGCAAUUAAAUAUUAAAUACUAACUCCCCCCCCAUCCUUGAUCGAACGACUCGCCAUCGUUCGAUCAAGGAUGGGGUUUAAAAAAAAAAAAUUUAUAUAUAAAAUAAAAUAUAUAUAUAUUUUUUUUAUUUACUUUUAAAUAAGAGGGUUAAGAGUAUUUAAUAAUUAUUUUUACAGCAAAAAAUAAAUUAAUUUCAUAAAAAUACCAAUUUUUAAUAUUUUGAUUUAUUAGUCACCCUUUUAAACUGUAUAAAUUUUAAUUUGUUCCUUAUUGAACUAAAUUUUUUUUUAAAAAUUUUAAAGAAUCUCUAUUUUAUUAGAUUAUUGAGUUUUUAAGCCUAGGCUGAUGACUAAAUCACUUCGAAUGGUUGAUUUCGAAGCUUUCUGUCGUCUAAAGUCUCUAAAACAACUUAAUUAUGUACAUCUUCCCAAACUUUUGAUAGCUAAUAUAUUUUUAUGUAUAUAAAAAUUUGCAUGAUAUGAAAAAUCGUUCGAUCAAGGAUGGGGGUUAAUUUCCCCAAUUUUUAGGAAUUUUUACAGUCAAUCGUUCGAUCAAGGAUGGGGGGGGAGUAAAUAAUUUUAUAUGGCAAGUUCAUGGUGAGCAAGCAAAGGUUUGCUAUUUACUGAAAGGUGAAUUAAGACAAGUCGCCUGUGGGGAUUAUCAUACCUUAUGUCUCCUUGAAGAUGGCUCAGUUUAUACAUGGGGAGGAACAUUGCAUAAAAAAUUAGGCCAGCGAGGUGCUGGGAAAAAUAUCAACCAUCCUGGGCUUGUGUCAGCAUUCAACGAUAAAGAUGUAAUUUAUGUUGAUUGUGGAGAUUUUCACUCAAUGGCACUUACAGCUGAUGGAAAGGUUUAUUCAUGGGGAGGUGGGGGAAGCUUUUUUAACAGAGGGCAGUGUGGACAUGGAAAUACUAACGAUGUGGACAACCCACAAAUUAUAGCUGGACUUCAAAAUAAAUUUAUAACAAUGAUCUCAUGUGGAGGAUAUCAUACCUUGGCGGUCACUGAUAAUAACGAAGUUUACGCAUGGGGAAGUGGGCUAUAUGGAGAAUGUGGCUUCGGAGAGUUCCUAAACGCCACAAGUCCAAAACAAGUAUUAAUGCCAUGGAUCAAAAGAAAUGGAGAUAAUCAGUAUGGAGAAAUUGUCCAGAUUUCUGGUGGUGGUCAUCAUUCAUUAGUCCUUACAUCAGCUGGAUAUGUAUUUUCAUUUGGGUUUGCAUCUCAUGGACAGCUGGGACUAAGAAAUACAGUCAAUCAAGCAGAACCGAGACUGGUAAGUGAUUUAAGAACAAAACCUGUCAAAAUGAUUGCUGCAGGCUGGAACCAUUCAUUAGUUCUAACUCAGAGAGGAGAUGUAUUCGCAUGUGGAUAUGGAUUCUUUGGGCAGCUUGGGCUUGGCGAUGAUGAAAGUAAAACCAUAUUUACUCAUGUUUCUACUCUUGGAUCUAAAAAAGUUGAAAGAAUUUAUGCAGGUGGAAACCAUUCCUGGGCACUUUUAGAUCCAGCUGAGCCUAUUAGAGCUGACUAUGAACCUCCGUCUCCGCUUCCAGCUGAAAUGAGUCUCCUUGACAUCUCAAGAGUCCCCUCGCCUCCUCCUAGCAUUCAGCAAAGGUCAGGAACUCCAGACUCCUUAAACAGAAGUAUGCGCCUUGAAGGCUCAUUCCAAAAGCCUGAAACCUUGCUGCAAAUUGCAUACUCAGACAUCCAGUACUCUCACCGAUUUAUCAGAUUCAUGCUAAAAGAAACUUCUCUUGAGGUCGGAAAAGCGAAAGCAGAAGAAUUUGUCCAUGAAAUGUACAUGAGUGAGCUAGGAGUCCUAUAUCAUCGAAUUCAAGAAGAUGAUGACAUCGUAGAAGUCACCAAUUCAGAGCCUAUUGUAGCUUCAGCAGGUGGAGAACUCAGCUUUACUUGCUUGCUCGUAUGUGAUCCUACGAAAAAUGACCCUCCCGUCACAAUUGAAUCUUAUAUAGGUGAGCCCUCGCAAUUGACUGUAUUUUUAAAAGCUCAGCAAAUGACUUCAAACCCAACCCAAGCUGCUCUUUCAGAAUGGGUAAGAUUUUUCUUGCUGAAAGUGGGGAGUUUUUGUUCGAAGCCUCCGAAGUUCUUUGAGUUGAGGCCAAUUUCUUAUUAUAUGAAUUUAUAA